AUUAAACAACCCUUGGCAUUUGAGUCCUGUGACUGUAACAAUUGUAUCCUUCCAUGUGCUUGGCCAGUAAUAAUAACCCAGCCAGCAGCACUAGUACUAGGGAUGUCACUGUUGUCUUGGAUAAAGCUAACACAGGGGUUAGGACUUUGGAAAUGGCCAGAUCUUUCUCCCCCCCCUUCUCUCCAGUGCAGUUUGCAGAGACUAGAGAAAAGUCAGUCUGACAAUGGAUAGUACAAGAGCGCCCACAAAGGCUGUGUUAUUCCUGAAAUGGAUCAGAAUAAGUUACUUACUAAACAAUGGGAAAACAUGCAGCGUGAGGUUUAAUUAUAUGACUAAGUCAUUAAAUGGCUGGGCUGUGCUUUAGGGCAAACAGGCUUCAUGAGUGCGAUGCAAAGAGACUUUGGUCCUGUGAUUUUGAAUUGCUAGUGAAUAAUUAAAUGUUGCAUAUUACAUUAGAGAUGGUUGAUGCACCGAUGGCUCGGAUCCAAGGAUAUUGACAAUGUGAUUUAUGCGCGCCAUCCUUUAUCCUGAAAGCAGGGAAUGUCUUUAAAAGUACAUGAAUGCAUUUUUUACGUUGUCGGGGAAGCUUGUUAUUUUUAUAUGUUUUUUACAGACCUACAGAAAUAAUUAUUUUCGAUUUUUCACUCCAUCUUGUUGAAAAGGCCAACCCCAGUUAUUAAACUCAAUUGCAUAGGAGUACCAGGCUAGACCAGACUAGGAAAACCCAGCUGUUGAGGAACCACAAGUCCUUGCAUUUAUUGCAUGAGCCUUUGCAGAAAUUGUAGACUUUUCUCUAAACGUAGCAGAUUCUGUGAAUCAACUCAAAAUCACGCAUGCUCAAUCUGUAGCUGAGGAACUAGAAGGCCCAGUAUGCAUUGAUUCCAUAUCUGCCAUGAUAAGAUGACUAUUAGUUCUAAUCCUUCCUCUUGCUACUACUAGCAAGGACACUUUGAAUGUAUUGUGCAACAACCGGUGGUCAUGCAGCUAUGGCCAACAGCUAGCUCACAGGGCAUGCUGGGACUUUCAGUUCCUUGGAGGUCUUCCGGUUGCUGACCCUUGUUGCUGUGGCUUUGGCCACUGAGAUCAAGGUAGCUGUAUGUGAUACUUUGGCUACAGCUGUUGCCUGACCCAGUAGGAAACCAUAACACAUGGUCACUGAGUGACAGCUUUUUUUUUCAAGAAUUUUUCAUGCCUGUGCAAUGGUGUCUGUCUGUUUAGAGGAGGAGGAGGAGGAGGGAUGGAGGUGGAGUUUACUCAUCUGGCAGAUCUGGAGGAGGAGGAGGAGGGAGAAAGUCUCUCAAGAAACAGAAGGAGAAAAAAAAAGAGAGAGAGAGAGAAAAAAAAAAGAGAGGAAAAAAUGCAAGCACUUCUCUCCCCCUCCUCCUAAUAUAGAGAGCAAAGCUUGCAUCCAUGAGCAGGCAGCAUUGGUGUACCCAUAGAUGACACUUUCUUGUCACUGAGUUCCUGGUACAAGCACUGGAGACACUUCAGCCUUGCAAAGGAUCCCUUGCACCCAAUUAGUACACUGGAUGUUGACUUUUUUCCUUGCUUUUCCUAUAGACUUUUUUUUCUAUACAGCUUAUCAGUAUUCAUCAUCAUUUACAUUUUUCCAAUGCUGUGGUUUGAUUGAUCAGCACUUACCCUUCUGUUGUUGCUUGUGAGCUUCUGCUGACUGUUACAACCCCCCCCCCCCCCCCUAAAAAACAAAAACCUGGGACUCCGGAUCUAUCCUUGUAAAAGGACAGCGAUUCAGGAUUAUUCCACUAUUUCUCUUCCUAUCUUGCAAACAUGGAUGUUUUGGCUAGUUAUAGCAUAUUCCAGGAGCUGCAGAUUGUACACGACACGGGCUACUUCUCAGCAAUGCCAUCUUUGGAGGAGAAUUGGCAGCAGACCUGCCUGGAGCUGGAACGGUAUUUGCAGACCGAACCAAAGAAGAUGUCAGAAGCUUUUGGGGAGGAUUUAGACUGUUUCUUAAACAGCUCAAUUCCUCAAGGUCCAGAUGGUUGUGCCCGUAAACUAGAUCCAAUUGUAAUUCCUGUGGACAUCAGCGCGUACGAGAAGCGCCCUAGUAUGGAUAUUUUACUAUCACAAGACAAACUUCUGUCAGAGACCUGUGUCAGCCUACAGCCUGCAAGCUCCUCUACAGAGUGUUACACAUCGGUAAACCAGGCACAGCUUAAUGCUGUUACAUCCCUAACGCCACCAUCUUCCCCAGAACUCAGCCGACACCUUGUCAAAACGCCACAGUCCCUCACUGCUUUGGAUGGAACUGUGACAUUAAAACUGGUUGCAAAAAAGGCCUCUGUGAGCUCUGGAAAGGCCACAGAAUCCGCGUCAGCUGGCAUUACAUCAAAAUGUGGGCUAAGUGACAAUGAACAGUCUGGAAAUGCAGGAGAAGCCUCACCUGAAAAUAAGAAGAGAGUUCAUCGGUGCCAGUUUAAUGGCUGCAGGAAGGUCUACACCAAGAGUUCUCACUUAAAGGCCCACCAGAGGACGCAUACAGGUGAGAAGCCAUAUAAAUGCUCUUGGGAAGGGUGUGACUGGCGUUUUGCUAGGAGUGAUGAGCUUACGAGGCACUACAGAAAACACACAGGGGCAAAGCCAUUUAAAUGCAACCACUGUGACAGGUGCUUUUCCAGGUCUGACCACCUUGCUCUGCAUAUGAAGAGACAUAUUUAAGGACAUUUCAAAGCAUUUAUGGCUCCUAAGCCUAAAAGGACCAAGGAUUGCAGUGGAUACCAGUGGUUAUGCCCAUGUUAUAGCAGGAGUUACAGAACAUUUCUUCAUGUAAACCUUUGUACACAAAAAUCCAUAUCAAAGUCCAUGCACCGUCAAACACUCAAGUAUACAAGAUAAUGUUUGUUAUGCCUUACCCCCCAGCCUAAUUAAGAGGCACAGAGUUUUGGAGAGCUGAGCGAUUAAGGAACUGCUUCAUACUGAUAGUUUUUCGAUUACUCUGGAACCCAGGAUAUUGAAAAUUCCCGGACAGUAAAAUAACGCUAUCUGAAGAACAAACCACCUUUUUGAAACUCAGAAGUCACCUUCGAGUUGCAUUGUUGUAGCACUAAUAUUUUGUUUUAAAAGGUAAUUUAAGAAAAAAAGACUGGUUCCAAACUAUUAAACCAAAACUCAUUUGAGCCCCUUGGUGCAGGUUUAUAUUUGGACUCCAAAUUAUAAAGAAUUCUAGCUUGACCAAGCUCUGUUCUGUCAAGUAUGUGGUGUUCUUCUGGUUUGGCCUCAUUACAAAGCUCUUAAGAUCAUUUUUAACUUGGUGCCCUAGGCCUUACUGCCACUUGACUGGUGGGGUCAGAAAAAUGAAACCAUUAUGGCUACUGUUAGGUCUGUGUUUCAGAAGAUCGUGUGGAUGGAGGAGCACUCAUUAAAUCCCCAACCUUAUUUAUUUUGACUUCUGUUGGCUGUAGCACACCUUAUGCACUAUGGACUUGUAAAAGCCACUGACACUGACUGAGGAGGGAGCCUGUUAAAUAUGGGCGCCCUUCACCACCAGUGUGCGCACUUCCAAAGGUUAAAUAACCUUUCAUUUUUUUCAGUGACAUGUUAUUUUAGUCUUUGCUUCAUUUAAAAGGCUUUUUUUUUCCAAAAGCUUUUUUUUGUCACAUUCUUUUCAUGGAUACGUAUAUAUAACUGAACUUUUCAAUCUCCAUCUGGACACUUUUAGCUUGAAUUGGACCAGCAAAUUAGACUUGACUUCAAACAUUGAAUGGGCAGCAAGCUUACUCCCAUUGAACUUUCCAAAUCUUGUGCUUGAUCACUGACUUCUACUCCUAUUGAUAUAACUAGUUAGAAACUUGAUGUUAUUUCCAGAGCAGCUGCAUUUUGUACUAAAUAUUUUCUUUUGAGUAUCUGAAGACAUCAACUACAAAAAGCCAAAUAUGUUGACAUUGGAUAAUGGAGGACACUUACAGCAAAUGAUAUUGCCAUAUUGACCCUUUAUUGGUCAAAGGCAGACAAUUCCUUGUUUAUCAAGGCCUUUUCAUUGGACACUCUUAGCUAUAAUUAAGAGGUCCUAAUGGAUAGACAUUGUUGGCAUUUAUCCAGGUUAUUGGUGUUUUUUCCACUUGGGACAUCAUUGCGAAUUGCAGGUCUAAUUUGACCUUAUACUGAUAAAAUCUAGACUCAUAAAAAUAAAUUUAACCCAUGAAUGCUUAGCUAAUGAGUAUCCAUGUACAUACAACUCAACCAGUAGUAAUUAGUCUUUGUUUCAAAGACUGACCAUCAGACCAUAUCAAGUGGUCAAUUCAAGUAGAUGUGGUGGGGAACAGGUUGUAUAUUUUGUAUAUUCUGGGACCACCCCUAAGCAGCUAGUAAAAUUGCACAUUUGGUCCCACUGUGUCCAGAUGAACGCAACUUUACCCAGCCGGCUGGCCUCUUUUUAACUUGUUUUGACUCCUUGACUGUUAAGCAAAAAAAAAAAAAGUAAAAAAGAAAGUAAAAAAAAAAAAA
Molecule: messenger RNA, 4464 nt
Organism: Rana temporaria (common frog)
Lineage: Eukaryota; Metazoa; Chordata; Amphibia; Anura; Ranidae
Gene: KLF7
Product: Kruppel like factor 7
Exons: 4
Coding region: 1789-2679 (296 amino acids)
Biological process (GO): regulation of transcription by RNA polymerase II
Molecular function (GO): RNA polymerase II cis-regulatory region sequence-specific DNA binding; DNA-binding transcription factor activity, RNA polymerase II-specific
Source: RefSeq, a predicted model, not a curated record